This is a messenger RNA of Leucoraja erinaceus (little skate), 1839 nucleotides long. RefSeq names its product interleukin-8-like. The transcript has 4 exons. Gene Ontology annotation, cellular component: extracellular region. The record is from RefSeq and is a predicted model, not a curated record. Gene Ontology annotation, biological process: cellular response to lipopolysaccharide; neutrophil chemotaxis; chemokine-mediated signaling pathway. Gene Ontology annotation, molecular function: chemokine activity; CXCR chemokine receptor binding. The coding region runs from base 247 to 537 and encodes 96 amino acids. NCBI's taxonomy places the organism in Eukaryota, Metazoa, Chordata, Chondrichthyes, Rajiformes, Rajidae.
CAAAUUAUCCAAACACCUUUUUUUUCUUGAGUCGAAGCAUCCUGCUGUGAAAGCAUUGACUCAUUCUCAGCCCAUCAUCUGUAAUAGUAUUUCGUAAUGUCCGGGGAAUUUUCAAUGAUAUCAUCUCACAAGUUCGUAACAAGGUUCCGACUAUAAGUAGAGAGCCUUAACCAUGACAGUUAGAAGCAUCUUCAGCAGCUCAAGAGUAGUGAGCAGAAUAGUUGGAAAAUUGUUGAAGCAAAGAAAAUGAACAGCCAAAUUCUCCUCACCAGCCUGACCAUGUUUGUACUCUAUGUGGCAUCUACACAAGCUGCAUCUAUUGGAAAUUCAAAAGUGAGUCUUCGCUGCCAGUGCAUCAAUACACACUCCAAAUUCAUCCAUCCCAGGCGCAUGGAGAAUCUUAAAAUUAUUCCAAGUGGUCCACACUGCUCACAAGUUGAAAUCAUUGCAAUCCUUAAAAAUGGUUCCUUGGUGUGUUUGAAUCCUCAAGCUGUUUGGGUGAAAAAAAUCAUUGCCAUGAUGACCAAUAGUUCUUAGAUGACUAAUGAAGCUCGCUCUUCAAAGAUCAAAGGCUGAAUGUCAAGUGUGUUAUGCUCAUUCGAAGUCGAGAUUCUGGACCAGCUCAGGAAUGUACUUUUAUACUCAGGCCUGUCACGGAUUUACAUCGGCCUGUGAAAGAAUGGCUCGUUUAAAACAGUGUUCAUCUUUUUCUUACUAAUUAGGACACUCAGACUAUCUACACCAUUUGUUUGCUAUCUCUAAUCUGAGGUUUUGUAACUUAAUAUGUAUUUAUGUAUUAAAUUAUUUGAGACAUUGACUGCUUGAAAACUGAAAGUGGCACCUUGUAAAGGAUCUGUAGUGAGAAAUUAGUUGGAAAUGGAUUAACUGUGGAAAAACAAUGUGUUUCUCCAUGAGUGUGUUAAUCCCUGCUUACAUGUUGGCAAGAGAUGAAUGAAAACUCAGGACACAGGUGUUCCCUUUGUUGAGGUUUCAUUUGUCCAUGUAGUGGCAUCCAGAGCUUACACAUGGACUAUGCCGUUAAAUACCUGGAGUAUUUUUUAUUCUGUUAUCGCACUGGCAGUUGCUAAAUGUCAAGUUAUGGUUCUGCAGAAUUUGGCAGAAAAGGAAUUGUAAGUUCAGCAAAGGACCAUGCCAGUAACGGCAUUGGUUUUUAUUGUAAUUUGUUCCACUUGCACUUAAUUUAUUUGCCUUUAAUAUUUAUAAAACGCCUUAUUUAUGUGUAUUUAUGUCUUCCUGUGAAAGUAAUUAAUUGUUUUGAUGUUAUUUAAAUCUGUAUUUGUGCAAUUGAUCUGUAACUUUCUUUUGUGGUAAAUGAGUAUUGUGAAAUAUUGGAGCCAAAAACAAACUGCUGGAGGAACUGAGAUGAUCAGGCAGCAGGAGGGUGGUCAAUGUUUUCUAUCCAAGCUCCACAUCAGGAUUGGAGCAGGGUCUUGACCCCAGGAGUCAACCAUCCCUUUGCUCCACACAUUCUGUCUGGCUUUUUAAACUCCUCCGGCAGUUCUUUUAUUCUAGAUUAAAGUAACUGCUGUCUCUUGUCUGUCCAUUGUGAAAUAUUUGUAUUUGGAUAAAUGAAGAAUUAUUUUCUAUCUUUAUUAAAAAAUAUUAAACCUACCAGUCUAGAAAUUCUGUUGUGCCACACAACAUUUGUAUGCACCAUGUGGGCGAUGUUUAUCAUAAAUAUAUUGUGUUUGUUUAAGAUGUUUCUACAAGUUCAAUCCCUGUCCUCCAUUGAUGUGUUACAUGUGGAAAUGGAAGAUCCAAUCUCCCCGUGGCCUUGUGUUAGGAAAUACUGAUGUCUCUAGAUAAUUCACAUCCCAU